Messenger RNA from Frankliniella occidentalis (western flower thrips), 1184 nucleotides. RefSeq names its product probable ATP-dependent RNA helicase DDX23. Gene Ontology annotation, cellular component: catalytic step 2 spliceosome. Gene Ontology annotation, biological process: mRNA splicing, via spliceosome. Lineage: Eukaryota; Metazoa; Arthropoda; Insecta; Thysanoptera; Thripidae. The record is from RefSeq and is a predicted model, not a curated record. Gene Ontology annotation, molecular function: RNA binding; RNA helicase activity; ATP binding.
GGUCCAUAUGCAAUUAUUUUGGCUCCCACUCGAGAAUUGGCCCAACAAAUCGAGGAAGAGACAAUUAAAAUUGGAGGACCUCUUGGCAUACGUACUGUUGUAGUAGUGGGAGGUUUAUCAAGAGAGGAACAGGGUUUCCGCCUUCGUUUGGGUUGUGAGAUUGUCAUUGCUACUCCUGGACGAUUGAUUGAUGUUCUUGAAAAUAGAUACUUGGUUCUGAGCCAGUGUACAUAUAUAGUUCUUGAUGAAGCUGAUCGUAUGAUUGACAUGGGUUUUGAACCUGAUGUGCAAAAGAUUCUAGAGUACAUGCCUGUUACGAAUUUGAAGCCUGAUAAUGAGGAUGCUGAGGAUGAAGUCAAGCUCCUUGCAAACUACAAUUCAAAGAAAAAGUAUCGACAGACUGUGAUGUUUACAGCUACUAUGCCCCCAGCUGUAGAAAGAUUAGCUAGGACUUACCUUCGCCGACCAGCAGUAGUUUACAUUGGUUCUAUUGGUAAACCUGUUGAAAGAACAGAACAAAUUGUCUUCAUUAUAGCUGAGCAAGACAAACGGCGUAAGCUUAUGGAACUUCUUAGCCGUGGUGUUGAACCACCUGUCAUUAUUUUCGUCAACCAAAAGAAGGGUGCAGAUGUUCUUGCACGUGGUUUGGAGAAACUAGGGUUUAAUGCCUGUACACUUCACGGAGGCAAAGGCCAAGAGCAAAGAGAGUUUGCCCUGGCUAGUCUUAAAAAUGGAACAAAAGAUAUCCUUGUGGCCACAGAUGUGGCUGGUCGUGGUAUUGAUAUCAAGGAUGUGUCCAUGGUCAUCAAUUAUGAUAUGGCUAAAACUAUUGAAGAUUACACUCAUCGUAUUGGGCGUACUGGACGUGCUGGCAAGAAUGGUGUGGCUGUGUCUUUCUGUACAAAGGAAGAUUCCGGAUUGUUCUAUGAUCUCAAGCAGCUGAUGAUGUCCUCACCUGUCUCCACUUGUCCACCUGAAUUGAUGAACCAUCCGGAAGCUCAGCAUAAACCAGGAACUGCUAUGGUUACAAAGAAGAGGCAAGAAAAAAUUUAUGCUUAGUGAGAUGUAAUUUUUAUAAAUUGUCAAUCAACUUUUUUUGGUAGUUGCCUUACCAAUAUUUCCCUUCCUCACAUUUGUUGAAAUAUUAAACAGGCUGUAAAACAAAUAAAUUGAAAAAAAAAAUA